AUGCGUAAAAAUCGUACUACUCCCAACCUCGCCGGACUCGCAAUCGUUCCGGCUAAUCCACAUCGCCGAACAGCUCCAGCCCAAACCCUAGCCCAGCACAUGGACCACGACGCCGCCGCUGCUUCCCCGUCUGCAUCGCCCUCCUCCUCCGGUGCCUCCCCCUCGCCGCGCUCCAAGCGUCGCCGCACCGACCGCUAUGCGCUCGGCUUCGAGUUCGCUCCACGCUCUGCGCCCUCAGCUCCGGCCCCGCGCACGACGCCUGAGUGGACGGAGGAGUCCACCUUCGCGCUCCUCGACGCCUGGGGCGAACGCUUCGCCUGCGACGGCCGCCGCAGCCUCAGCGCCGACGAGUGGCUCGAGGUUUCCCGCAUCGUAGCCGCCGCCGCCUCCCGCCCCGCGGGAUACUUCUCCGAGUCGCAGUGCCGCAACCGCAUCGACACCCUCAGGAAGAUGUUUCGGAAGGAGAAGGAGAGGUCCCGCCUGGCUGCCCACCGCUCCAGCAACCCCGCGCCCUCCAAAUGGGUAUACUUCGACAAGAUGCUGUCCCUCAUGUGCCCACCGACGCCGACCCCGCCGCCACUACUGCCGCCACUAACUCCUCUCGUGACGCGGCGCCGUGACACGCAUCCAGUGCCACGCCGUUCAUGGGGGGUGGACGUUGGGGAGCUUGUGCUCGCUGGAUGUAGCAAAGUGGUACCAGGGAAUUCAGUGCCAGAUGUGCAAUUGAGGGAAAGACAGACAUACGAGCCUGUCGCAGUACAGGGGGAGGAAUAUGCGAUUCUCACAGAGGCAAUUCAUAGGCUUAGGGAGGUUUAUGAGAGGGUGGAGAGUAGCAGGAGGCAGCACAUGGCGGAGUUGAAACGUAUGCGGAAGGAUAUGCAAAGGGAUCUUGAGGUGAGGCGGAGAGAGAUUUUGGAGAAGGCACAAAUGGAGAUAGCGAGUCUUGAGGAGGAGGAUGCAAAGGAUGGUGCUGUUAACAAUAGAUUAGAGGAUUACAAUGGUGUUGAGGAGCAGAACAAUGGCGCUUUGGAUGCUUCUCCUUAG
Molecule: messenger RNA, 1044 nt
Organism: Triticum turgidum subsp. durum (durum wheat)
Lineage: Eukaryota; Viridiplantae; Streptophyta; Magnoliopsida; Poales; Poaceae
Source: the annotation of a GenBank genome assembly